This is a messenger RNA of Capsicum annuum, 1512 nucleotides long. Its product is annotated as aromatic-L-amino-acid decarboxylase-like. The record is from RefSeq and is marked provisional. NCBI's taxonomy places the organism in Eukaryota, Viridiplantae, Streptophyta, Magnoliopsida, Solanales, Solanaceae. Gene Ontology annotation, biological process: amino acid metabolic process. Gene Ontology annotation, molecular function: pyridoxal phosphate binding; carboxy-lyase activity.
AUGGGUAGCCUUGAUUCAAAUAACAGCACUCAAACACAAUCAAAUGUCACAAAAUUUAACCCACUUGACCCGGAAGAAUUCCGUACCCAAGCCCAUCAAAUGGUAGACUUUAUUGCUGAUUACUACAAGAACAUUGAGAGUUACCCGGUUCUAAGCCAAGUCGAACCGGGUUACCUUCGUAACCAUUUACCGGAAAAUGCCCCGUACUUACCUGAGUCAUUGGACACCAUUAUGAAAGAUGUCGAGAAACAUAUUAUCCCAGGUAUGACACACUGGUUGAGCCCGAAUUUCUUUGCAUUUUUCCCUGCCACGGUUAGCUCUGCGGCGUUCUUAGGAGAAAUGCUUUGCAAUUGUUUCAACUCUGUAGGAUUUAAUUGGCUGGCUUCCCCAGCCAUGACGGAGUUGGAAAUGAUAAUCAUGGACUGGCUCGCCAAUAUGCUGAAACUACCAGAAUGCUUCAUGUUUUCUGGCACGGGUGGGGGUGUAAUUCAAGGUACAACCAGUGAAGCGAUCCUAUGUACCUUAAUCGCUGCUCGUGACCGUAAGCUUGAAAAUAUAGGCGUUGAUAAUAUCGGAAAGCUCGUUGUCUAUGGUUCUGAUCAAACGCACUCUAUGUAUGCCAAGGCUUGCAAGGCAGCUGGCAUUUUUCCAUGCAAUAUUCGUGCCAUAUCAACUUGUGUCGAAAACGAUUUCUCGUUAUCUCCUGCAGUUCUACGGGGAAUUGUUGAAGUUGAUGUAGCUGCUGGUCUUGUACCACUUUUCCUCUGUGCUACUGUAGGGACCACCUCCACUACAGCCAUUGAUCCUAUUGGUGAACUAGGAGAAUUGGCUAAUGAAUUCGACAUUUGGCUCCAUGUGGACGCAGCUUAUGGGGGUAGCGCUUGCAUAUGUCCAGAGUUUAGACAAUAUCUCGAUGGAAUUGAACGAGCUAACUCGUUCAGUUUGAGCCCUCAUAAGUGGCUUCUAAGUUACUUAGAUUGUUGUUGCAUGUGGGUGAAAGAACCAAGCGUGCUAGUCAAGGCAUUGAGCACGAAUCCUGAGUAUCUGAGGAAUAAACGUUCCGAACAUGGCUCAGUUGUGGAUUACAAAGACUGGCAAAUAGGUACGGGUCGAAAGUUCAAGUCUCUCCGAUUAUGGCUCAUCAUGAGGAGUUAUGGCUUAGCCAAUCUACAGAGUCACAUUAGGUCUGAUGUCCGAAUGGCCAAAAUGUUCGAAGGGCUCGUUAGGUCCGAUCCAUACUUCGAGGUCAUCGUGCCACGACGUUUUUCGCUCGUGUGCUUCCGGUUCAACCCGGAUAAGGAAUAUGAACCGGCCUACACUGAGCUCUUAAACAAAAGAUUGCUUGAUAAUGUGAACUCGACAGGUCGAGUUUACAUGACACACACAGUAGCAGGUGGAAUAUACAUGCUAAGGUUUGCAGUAGGUGCUACAUUCACUGAGGAUAGACACUUAAUUUGCGCUUGGAAGUUAAUUAAGGACUGUGCCGAUGCUUUGCUACGAAAUUGCCAGUGA